This is a messenger RNA of Halichondria panicea, 10161 nucleotides long. RefSeq lists its product as uncharacterized. The coding region runs from base 251 to 10069 and encodes 3272 amino acids. Lineage: Eukaryota; Metazoa; Porifera; Demospongiae; Suberitida; Halichondriidae. The record is from RefSeq and is a predicted model, not a curated record. Gene Ontology annotation, biological process: intracellular protein transport. Gene Ontology annotation, cellular component: endomembrane system. Gene Ontology annotation, molecular function: GTPase activity. The transcript is spliced from 18 exons.
UGGAAUCCUGUGACACAAUCUAGAGAGAUCAUGAGCUGAGAUCAGUUUGGCUAGCUGUGGAGUGGUCUAGAUGUAUUAGACACUGAAGUGUAUAUAUACUCACUGCUGCAACUAGUCUAGAUCUAUAUAUAGAGUCUAGACUAACUCUAGAGUCUUAGUGUCUAGUGUCUAGAGUCUAUAGACUCUACUUGGAGUCAACUGGUGGAGACUCAGAGGCCGAAGGCCUCAUUUGAACAUCAACAACAAGUACAUGAAGAGUUGCCCGAACUGUGCAGCUUCAAUGGGGCACUAUGGAAAUGCUCAGGAAGGUUUUGUUCAGACCAUUAACUGUACUGCACUCCCGAUGGAGCAAUAUUUGUGUAAACUCUUCUCUGAUCACAAGGAGAAAAGAACAUGCUUUCGGACAGAGUUGAGAAAGUAUCGUAACAGCAACAAACGUUGUUUAACAGAUAUAACCUGGACAACCGGUUUGGACAAGACACCACAAAUAUUGGAGGUGGAUUUUUUGUUGCUGAUUAUAGCUGGAGAUAUCGAAACUAACCCUGGCCCUGUUCUUACAACACUGACACUCUCAACUCUUCAUGAAGAAUUAGUUGAGUUGACUAAUCCACGUCUUUUUGGUGAACACUUGGGCAUUCCUCAGUUGGUAUUGGACAAACUUCAUCCAAAUGACGUCAUCAAACAGAAAAAUACCCUGCUUCAGUACAUUGCUAAUAACCAUGAACUGUACGAAUUUGAUUGGGAGAAAAUCGCUGAUGCUCUUGAUAAAAUGUCAUUGAGAGACCUGGCCACGGAGCUGAGGUCUAAAUAUUGUCAACAUGAUCAUUCAUCUUCAAGUGAUGAGUAUCUUUCAGCAGAAGAGCCCCCUUCAAGUGAUGAGCAUCAUUCAGCAGAAGAGCCCCCACCGGUGCAAUUAUCCCCGACACCAUCAUCUCAAGUACAAACUCCAGUAAUUCCAGACCCUGUUCCUUCUCAGCAGCUGACCAAGGAUUCAAUAGCAGCUACGAGCGCUUCAAUGUCAGACUCUGCAACACUGGAUAUUUCCACACUGACUGAUCUGCCAAGAGUAGGAUUUCAAGAACGGUUUCUAGUGCCAGACUCUGUUCCAUCUCAGCAGCCUACCGAGGAUGCACUAGUGCCAACUAGGACUUCAUUAUCAGUAGCACUGGGUCCUCCUGGACCCUCACCAAGUAUACCAACACUAGUAAAUGAAAAAGGUAUUCUAAUGCUAAUGAAAAGACACAAUGUCACUGAUAAGCAACUCAACACUGAAAUAAAGGAAGCUGAUUUCCCCCACUUGGCUGAAUAUUUUGAUGGGAUUGAGCUCUAUAUUUGCAAGAUGGGUUUGACUCCUUCUGAACAAGGCGAUGUGAAACUGAAGGGAAAUCACAACAUUCAAGCUGCAAUGAUUAUGUGCUUGUCUUACUGGCGAGGACACAAUCCUUCGAAAGCGACAUACAAAUCUCUGUUGAGCAUCUUAGUGAGUCUUGAUAAAGGAUUGAUAGCUGAUCAUGUGUGUCAGUACGUGGCUGGGAAAAAUGCUGAAAGGCCAAAUCUGUGCCAAUCAUCGGAUUUUAAUAUGAAGCGAACGUAUGUGCGUUUUGCUUGUGGCUGUGAUCACUGCUCUUUACUGGAUCGUGUACUAGGGAAAAAAUGCCCUAAUCAAGAACAGUAUCCAUUUCCUAAAAUUGGUUUUAGUCAAGAGUUGUCUGACGAUGUGAUCUGUGAUUUAAACAGAUUUAAAGAAUCUCUACUGAACCAAUCAAGAAGAAUUCAUGGUAUGUUUCUUGAAUUAAUGACCCACACAUUCGAAACUCUAAAGAAGAGGAAAGUGGAUAUUGAAAAUGUGAAGUAUUAUCUGAGAUCACUAUUUCCCCUUGAUUGGCGUUUUCUGGCUAUACUCUCUCAGGAAGAAGUAAAUCUAUCUGGUGAUUUCAACUCUGUGCAAGAUUUCUAUAAACUUAGUUAUUUUUUGCAAGAAAGAUACUGUACUUGGUACAACUAUGAUUUGAUAGCACGGCUGCGGAAAAAAUUUCUUUUUCGGAAGAAAGAUUCGAAAUUAGAGAAUUAUGAGAGUUCGUUUAAAGAUAUUGUCUAUCGUAGAUGUUUUCUUUAUUUAGACAACGGUGGUAAAGCCCCCAAAUAUCAGACCGAAGUUGUUUGUAAGAUUGAUAUUGAUUAUAAAGAAUUGUCACAGCCACUAAUUGAACACUUAACGAGUGUGUUUGCCAACGCUAUUGGUUUGGGUAAGUAUCAUUUGGUUUUCAAAAAAGUUAUAGAAGGUUGUACUGAACUAGUGUUUCGAGCACCUCAAUACAUCAUGAAGCUAAAGAAAUUAUCACCGUAUCAGGUGCGUAGCUUAAGAGAACAUAACAUUAUUGCAGUCAGAAUCGGUGAUCGGUACCUCUUUAGACAUGAUCAUGGCUUACUCAGCGCUUGUGAAAAAAACUUGGAACUUUUAGACAAGGUUAAAGUUGAUGUAUCUCCUUGCACACUGUGGACGGGUUUGCAUAAUGGUCAACCAUGCACUGUUUUAAAGUAUGAGGCAGAAGAAACCAAAUCAAGCUACACUGAGUACGCUCACUACAUUCUGGAAAACAAACACGAGCAUGUAGUGAAAGCCGAUUGCAUACAUUUGGAUGACGAGCUUUCACAUAAUCCAAUAAUUGUACUUAGACAAGUACAUUUGAAGACAAUCAAUGAUUAUCUUUCUUCAUCUCGUAGUGCCUUGUCUGAAAUGGAACAGCUUUCAUUUUUAUUGGACAUUGCUAAGGGCUUUGCUAGUCUACAGAAUGAUACUUCUGCCUAUUUCAGAGGAACUGAAAACUCAGUUUUUAUACACGUUGAAGAAAGUAUUGGCAACUUAAUUGCACAGUUUUUCCCUGUGUAUAAGCAAUCAUACUUUCCACGUGCUCAGGAGUACGCAGCCGCAGUAUCUUCAGCAGAUUUGAUAUGGCUUAGAAGAACAACAAUUUUGUUAGAUCGUGAAAGCAAUGAUGAAAAAUCGGAGCUACCCGAGAGUCAUGUACUAUACAACAUUUUUAAGCACAAGUGGUUGUCAGAUGAUGAGCGUUUACGCCCUCGUGAUGUAUCACAAGUUGCUAAAGAGGUUGAAUACAUUCGAGAUUUGGAGAAGACAAGGCUAGAAAUGAUUGAUGUAGUAAGCAACUCGGAGUUUCAGGAAGUAUCACAUUUGAAUAUGAUCCUUAUCGGGCACACUGGAGUCGGAAAGACCUCAAUUCGAAAGCAUCUACAAAACCUUUUAUUUGCCAAGAAUGAAACCAGUACUAUCCUAUUUGAACAUGAGCUUCUAUUUGUACAAACAGUUGAAUUGUUGCCUGAUACCAAUAUCCCAGUUUUCCAACGUAAUGAUGCAGUAUACAGUAGUGAGAAGGAUAAGGUGUUUCUUACUUUGUGGGACACAGGGGGCCAGCCAAUGUUUCAGGAUCUUCUUCCUUGCUUCGCCAAAUUCAGAUCCAUUUAUGGCGUUGUGUUUCGUAUCAGUGAUUUUUCGAAUGAUUCUAACGCUGUUACAAGACCCACUUGUCCACUUGAGAGCGAAAGUGAAUCUCCAUAUACUUGCAAAGAGUACAUUAAACGAUGCCUUGCUUUUUUGGAGUUCUUUGCAUUUGAUAUGAAUCAAAGGUUUAUUCAACUACCUAAUGAAGUAAAAAAUGCAUUGUUUCAAAAUGCUGCUGAUGAUAUAAGCCUUUUUCCUAAAGUCGCUUUAAUUGGAACUUUUAAGGACAAGAUGAUGCAAGACAAUGCCGUAAGGGGAAAGUACAAUGAUUUCAAGAAAAAUUUGCUUCCAACUAAUUUUGUUGAAAGGUCCCUUUGCCCAAGCUAUGAUGACACUGUGUUUGAAGUAGACAACACUAAAUCAGGAGAUUCCUGUGAAGACCCUGGUAUUAAAGAUUUACGUGAGAAGAUAAUCACGGAAACGCAGCUCACAAAGACAAAGAUACCUUUGAAAUGGAUUGCAUACAAACUUGACUUGGAAAAUGAAUCACGAUUACAACGGCCCUGCACAGGCAUUGUAACCCUUAGUAAAGCUAACGAAAUAGCAAAGAAGCAGCAAAUCAGCUCAAGUGCAGCUCUAAGUUAUUUUCAUGAACUAGGAAUAUUUCUGUGGUACCGUGAGACAGAAUCUCUAAACAGUUAUGUAAUUGUGGAAUCAAGACAUCUGCUAUCUAUUCUAGGCACUCUUCUUAACCCAAAAACAUUCAUUAGUUUCCCUGGUGAAUGGAAAAACCUUCAGGAACAUGGCAUACUGAAUAAUGAUGUCGGUUUUACGCUUCUUGACGAGACUAUGAGCAGGACAGGGGUUGAUCGUGAAUGGAUUUUUAGCUUUUUUAGAGAGCACCACCUAAUAAUGAACUUGUCAGCUGAAGGCUACUUCAUUCCCUCUCUACUUCAAGUACUCCCGAUUUGUUCAAAUCCUUUCCACAUUUGUGAUGCAAUUUGUUCUAUGUGCACCCUCCUCCCACAAGCCAAAGAUAUGGAAGUAGCCCCAUUAUUUUUAGUGCCUAAGUGUAAGUGCAUACCACCUGGCUUUUUCCCUCGACUAAUGACAAUGCUUGCUGGAAUUCAAGACGGCGAGAUAAUUUGGAAGAUAUCAGUAAGCACGAUGAGCUGCAAAAACGUGGUUUCAUUUAUUGUAGGUGGUAACGCUUUCCUUGUUUUCACUGAAUUCAUUGAUUGUAUUCGAAUCUACUGUACUUCUGUUCCUAGUGCAAGCAUUUCCCAAUUGCUGUGUAGAGGCAUCUUGCGUCAAAUAAGAGCCCAAAUUGAGCGGCUCUUUUUGGAGAGUAGUAGCCUUCCAAUCAUAAUUACAUUCGCUUGUCCUUGCUCCAAGUCCCUUCAUUUUUUACCUUCUGUGCCGGCUAACUCGCAUGAUAAAGUGAUUUGUACUGAGCACCCAGGAUAUGUUUUUGAACCUUGUGAAAGUCAUCUGAAGUGGCUACAAAAGAAAAUUACUUUAGAUAGAGAUGCUGAAGAACAGCUCAAAAUUGCCCUGAAAGAAGGAGGAGUGGACGUACUUGUAUCAACAGUGCUGUUUGUGGGAUCUAACUUUUCUGAUCAGAUUGUAAUGGAUGACAGAGAAUCUGGUUCGACAAGUAUUUCCAGGUUUUUCAUUCUAGAAGACAACAACUUAAAAUUAUUACAAUCUGAAGUUGUAGAAGCAUUUUUAGCGAGUAACGCAGCCGAGUUAAAGCAAAAGUUUCCGAGUGAUCAAGAUAGUUCAUGUGAUCCACCCAAGACUGAAGCCUCUGCAAAUUAUAUAUCAGAAUCGAAAGAUUACUUGCCCAAGGCUGAAACGUCUGCAAAUGAUUUAUCAGAAUCAAAAAAUUUUUUGCCCAAGGCUGAAACGUCUGCAAAGGAUUUAUCAGAAUUGAAAGAUUUCUUACCGCACAAACAACACAGUCCACUUAAGUCUUAUGCUGUCAAUGAACCACAGCAAAUUGCUGGAGAUGAUGAACAUCAUAUUACAAAACGCGAGGAACAUAGCUCACCUGCAUCUACAUCUAUGCAUAUCCCAACUGAUCAGCUAACACGUAAUAAAAGUCGCAUAGUCACAUUAAUGCAAGGUGCUAGUGAUGAGCUACAAAGUCUCCAUUUAAUGAAUGCAAUAGAGUGUAAGCAUUCUCUUAUCUUAACAAUUUUACCAUUGCUUACUCCGCAACUAUCAUCUUUCGGUAUUCUUGAUGUUCAGUUCACAGCGGAGAUGCUUGAAAAAUUUCCAGAUAUUUCUGAAAAAUGGAUAGUAAUAGCUCCAUCAUUGAUGAAGACUUCAAAAAAUGAAAUUGAUCUCGUAGAAAACAGUCCACAUAGGCAUAAAUUUGCUUUAAAUUUUUCUGGUGGAGUUCUUUUUUCUAGUCAUGAAGAAGUUUUAAAAGUUUUGAGGACUUUGCGUAGCAUGAACAAAGAACAGAUUCCCUAUUCUUGGUUUUAUCUCUGGAGUUUUGUUAAAAACACACUUCAACUAAACAAUUCAAAAAUAAUUACUCUUGAUACUGUUAUUCGCAUUUCAGACACUUGUGGUAUCAAGUCUGGUCAGCAGCUACAGGACGCUCUUGCAUAUCUACAUAAAUGUGGUCUGCUAAUCUACUUUAAAGAUAUUCUCCCCAAUGUUAUUUUUGAAGAUGUCUCCUUGCUCAUGUCUUUAAUGAUUUCUUUGCUCAAAAACAUUAAAUAUACUGGGCUACUUACAGAUACUGACUUUCAUGCUGUUCAAAAUGUUUAUGAUAGUAUUUUUACAUAUGAUAAUGUUAUAAAGCUACUCAAAGGGUUAUGCUUACUCUCUCAAAUUAGCUCGCAUCAGUUCUUAAUGCCAUGUGUUCUCACAACGUCUCUAAGCCCUCAAGAUUUGAGUAUCUAUUGCAAAGAACCUUGUCUUGUAGUUCAACACCCAAUGGCUACCAACGUUUUUGGAUUUUUGAUCUGCUUUGUAACGUCUCAAGAAAGCAGCGACUUCUGGCCAUGGAAAAUACUCACAAAUCCGAAUACGGGAGAUCCAGUUUGCAUAUUUUCAAACUGUGCACAGUUUUCUCUGCCUGGAUAUGAUUGUAUGAUAACAUUGUUUGCAUCUAACUCAUGUGUUAGGAUUUAUACUGAGUACAAGAAUUAUCAACCACCUUUGUUUCUGAUCAAGACAGCUGUGAUUCGUGGGAUUGAAAAAGCAUGCAAAUGUUAUCAAUUGGAAUCGCUGGCUUGUGAUGUUGGGUUUAAUUGCAUUUGUGGUUCCACAGACAUUGAGCAUAAUAUGAUUUGGCUUGAACAAAGUUUGAUAUGUUCUUUCAACUCGGAGCAGACUUUUAAGCUGUCACAAUCACAGCAACGCUGGUUUGAUGAAGGUAUUUCUUCAGAUGAUGAUUCCAUAACAGUAAACAGAAUUUUUAGAAAGUUCUUAGCUCGGUCUGAAGUGUGGUAUGAAGUAGGAAUGGAACUUGGUCUUGACACUCCAACACUGUCACGAAUAUCAUUGAGGUACCAGAAUAACCCGGAUCUUGCCUUAAUGGAAGCUGUCCGACAGUGGUUCAAGAAAACUGAUAACCCACAACUUCUCGAUGCAUCUCUUGCACUUGAACAAGAAUCGAAGCGGUUGUUUGAUGAGGCAAUGAAGCAUGGACACCACGUCUUGGUCAACAUUGUCAACAUGCUUGUGUUUGGACCGGCGGGAACAGGAAAGACCAACCUCAAGUGCCUGCUAACUGACAAGCCCCCUCCACUACAGCGAGACAGCACUCCUUGUAUGGAAAAGCCAGUACGCAUUCGACCAGUGUCCAACACAAAAUUCAAGUCAACUGGAAGGGGCUGGGAAGAGAUGUCUCAGCCAAAGUUGCUCAAACUACUAGCUGAAAUCAUUGCCAAGUUACCAAAAGAAAGCACCGAUCACCUAGUUCGAAAAAUCACUGAUCUCUCCAUGGCAUCACGGAUUGCCAAUAGCUUGAAGAAAAUGAUGAUGGCAUUAAGGAUUCCCAAGAGAAUGACCACAACCAAGCCAACUUCUGGUUCCAAAUUGAGCCCAUCGACGAACGAUUCCGAUGAACUUUCUGGCUCUGCAAGAAUGUUGGACAAAGCCAUCGAUGAAGUGAUAGCGAGUGUAGUGAGUGGUGUGGCAGAAGAGCUGCCAGCCACACAGGGAACUGACCAACUGUCGAGCAGUGACCAGCAAGAAGGAGAACUGUUUGAUUCCAACUGGGUGUAUGUUACCGACUGCGGCGGCCAGCCGCAAUUCCACGACGUCAGCCCUCUCUUCAUCAAGCACAUUUCGGUGGCGUUGAUAGUCCUGCGUUUGAUUGACGAACUCUCCAGUUUCCCUUCUGAUGAGUACUACAAGGAUGGGCAGCUUGUUGGUAGUCCUCAUGCAUCUCACAUGACCCUCGGGGAGACACUUCAGAGUCUGAUUCGAUCGAUUGAGUCCCAUACCUCACAAGAUAAGAAGCCGAAGAUGAUCUUUGUGGGCACAUUCUUUGAUCAGCUGAAGAGCUCGGAUAUACUUAUCGAGAGGAAUAAAGAGAUUCUCGACAUGCUGCCACCCGAUAUCAAGAAGCUAUUGGUGUACGAAAAUCUUGGAUUGAACAAUCUGAUUUUUGGUCUCAACACAAUCAGCCGAGAAGAAGAUUCACUGGCCACUGCCAAUAGGAUUAGAAUUGCUAUUGAGCGCUCUAUUCCGUUACAAGUCAAAAUUCCCAUCUGGUGGUCCUUCUUGGAUUCACUUCUCCAGAGUUUGUCUGCCAGUCUCGAGCGAGGUGUACUAAGCAUUGGAGAAUGUCUCCAAUUAGCCACUCGAUUUGGUUAUUUGCUCAAAGAUCUUGAAGCUGCUCUGGUCUUCUUUGACAACGUGUGUAUAGCGCACUACUAUCCCUCCAUUCUCCCCAACACAGUGUUUGUGGAUGCCCAGAUUCCACUAGACAAGAUCACCGAGCUCUCACAACACGCCAUCUUCCUGAGGAAUGCACGCUCUACUGUUAGCCCAGAAGGGACAGACGCCGAAUGGAAGAGAUUUCGAGAUGAGGGCAUAAUCACUUUAAAGUUUCUACGAUUCUUCAAGAAGCAUUACGUUGAAGGCACCUUUUCUCCAGAAGAUAUGCUGUUGAUCAUGAAAGAUCUUCUUGUGAUUGCUCCCAUUCCUCUAGUGGAGUCCACUACCUACCAAGCCGAGUUCUUCAUGCCAUCUCUACUCACAUCGAUCCCACCUGCUGAGCUAGACAAAAUCCGUUCCUCCUUCACAAUAUCACCCCUCGCUGUCUACUUUCCUAGUGGGUGUAUUCGCUCUGGAGUAUUUUGCUGUCUAGUUGUGGAUGUGAUCAAGAGGUUGGACUGGAAAGUUUUACUUCCUUCAGGGAAACCAAUCUGUUUUGCUAAAAAUUGUAUCCAGCUAAGAAUUCCCAAGCACCCGUAUACCGUGGCUCUGAUCGACUCCUUCUCGUAUAUCGAAGUGUACAUUGACGUCCCUUUUCCUUUACGCAAUGAAAUAUGCCCUACGAUUCGCAACGAAAUUUUAAGCAGCAUUAAAUUGUCCUGUCAAGCGUUGCAUUACAACAACGACACACCCGAGACAGGCAUCUUUUGCCCAUGCAAGAAGAGCACUGGAAGCAAAUUGCACCUUGCUGAUCUGAGCGAACGAAAGGACUAUUGGAUAUGCUCCCAGGAGGCACGUGUGUAUGGGAAGCUCAGUGACGAACAUAGAAUCUGGCUGGACAAUAGCGAAGGUUUAGGUGAACCAUCCUCUGUUACGAGAGAUGUCACUGAAAGAACAAGUGAUCAGCUGCAAUACCCCGGUAAUUCUGUAAUGGAAGAUGUGUGCUUGAAGACUGAAGUACAUGUGCAUGUUCAUGAUCAGCGAAAUACUUCUAACCCUGCAAUGGAACAUGUGGUCAAUAAAACGAGUGAUCAACAUACCAGUGAAUUGUCCUCUGUUAUAGUAAUGGAAGAUGUGUGCAAGGAGACUGGAGUGAGGGACCAACAACUAGAUCAAGAAAUCCCUGAGAGUGACAUCAUUCUAAUCGCGGAGAAAUUUCCACACCUGCUGAGCGUGCACAAGGUUUUGACAAUUGACGAUCUGCAACAUGUUUACGAGACUCUACACACUGCACAUGCAAGUGCCAGCCCUCACUGGUUGAAUCUGGGAUUGGCUCUAGGUCUCAGUCAUUUCAUUCUCACCAAUAUCGAUACCGGAAAGUAUCGUGGCGAUAAUGUGUCGUGCUUGCGUGAAAUGUUGGUUAAGCUCCUGAGUACACAAGUUGUAACAUGGAGUCUCCUGUCAGACGCUCUCAAAAAGCCCACAGUGGAUCUCAUCAAUUUGGCUGACAGCAUCACAGUCAAUCAAUCCACAACUCCUAACCUGCUCGAUCGACUCAACCUCACCCCAGCCGACCGUGAUGGUGUAACUGAUGUCACACGUUGUUAUGGCAAUCAAGCUGGAGUGGCUCAUGCAUUGAGAGCGUGGCAAAAUGUGAAUCCUUCCAGAGCUACCUUCAGGGCCUUGGUAGAAAUUGCCAUAGGACUGAGAAGAGGAGACACUGCUACAGACAUUUGUAGAUUCAUUGUAGAGAAUACGAGUUGAACUGACCGAAACUGAUUUUAUACAUAACGUUUUUAUUGAUACUAUUUUGUCUGCAAUGCUUUACUUUUCUGAACACAUUUUUGGUGUCUCUG